Messenger RNA from Penicillium brevicompactum, 3588 nucleotides. Its product is annotated as GTPase-activating protein LRG1. The transcript has 7 exons. Gene Ontology annotation, cellular component: cytoplasm. NCBI's taxonomy places the organism in Eukaryota, Fungi, Ascomycota, Eurotiomycetes, Eurotiales, Aspergillaceae. The record is from RefSeq and is a predicted model, not a curated record. Gene Ontology annotation, biological process: actin cytoskeleton organization; signal transduction. The coding region runs from base 1 to 3588 and encodes 1195 amino acids.
AUGGCAUGCCCCCCCGGUGGACUACCAGCUAGCCUGGUCGCAGGCAACCCCAGCGGCCGUCCCACCGUCGACACCUCUGGCUAUGGGGCUAACUAUAGCAAAAAUACCCCCACUUCCCCCGAAGACAGUCUGAUUCCAUUUGAAUCACCAUCAACACGAACUGCUGCAGGCCCAGUCACACCAGUCGAAGACGGGCGCUCGAGCCGUGGGUUAGGCCCCGAUCAGGGCGGAUAUCAUCGCGAGCGCUCGGCCCCUCGAGACCGAUCGCGAGUCAAUGGACGUCAAAACAAAUCUCCUGGUGGCUCAUCGCGCCUGUGUCAGAAGUGCGGUGAACCUCUUACCGGCCAGUUCGUUCGAGCGUUGGGCGGCACUUUCCAUUUAGAAUGUUUCAAGUGUGAAGACUGCGGCGAGAUUGUUGCUUCCAAAUUCUUCCCUAUCGACUCCGAAGAGGCGAACUGCCAAUUCCCACUGUGUGAAACCGAUUACUUUAGACGACUGGGUCUAUUAUGUCACGACUGCGGCGGCGCACUGCGAGGGUCAUACAUCACCGCAUUGGACCGGAAGUACCACAUUGAGCACUUUACUUGUUCUGUGUGUCCCACGGUUUUCGGCGCUCAAGACUCAUAUUACGAACACGAGAGCAAGGUCUACUGUCACUUCCAUUACUCUACACAAUUUGCACAGAGAUGUCAUGGGUGCCACACUGCGAUCCUGAAACAAUUUGUUGAGAUCUUCCGCAACGGCCAAAAUCAACACUGGCACCCUGAAUGUUAUAUGAUCCACAAAUUCUGGAAUGUCCGAUUAUCCCCUGCUGGUCAGACAUGGGAGCCCCCUCCAGUUGAUGAGGAUGCCAGUGAAGAAGAGCGCAAGCAGAUCCGGGACGAGGAAGACAUCAUGGAAGAGAAAGUGUUCAAUAUUUGGAACACCCUGUCCACCUUCGAAGAAUCGUCUGCUGCUUGCAUCUCAGAUAUGCUGCUCCAUGUCAGUAAUGGUGCCUAUCUCGACGGUGUCCUGGUCGCCAAACGCUUCAUCGGCCAUGUUGAAAUUCUCUUUGGCGCAGUCGAUGAACUAGCCAACUACAUCAAAUCCCACGAGUUGAAAGAACUCUCCUACGGUCGCGAAGCGAAACUGCUCUGCAAGAAGAUUGUCGCUUUCUUUGCGCUCCUCUCCAAGACUCAAGAGACCGGUGUGCGGAAGCUUGGUGUCACCCAAGAACUCCUCUCCCUCGUCACGGGUCUGGCCCAUUACCUUAAACUUCUUAUCCGCAUCGGUCUGCAAGGUGCACUAAAGCUCGAACGGGAGAAGUCUGCUCCUGAUGGCUUACACAACUUCCUUGAACACUUGCGUGAUCUAGAGUCACUUGCACAGAUGGAUGACGAGAAUGCUCCGCUUGACCUGAUGGCCGGAGUGGAGGGCCUGGCUGAUCAAUUAUCAGAUUGCUGCAUCUCCUGCAAAGAGCCAAUCGAUGACGAAUGUGUCCUGCUGGGACAGAGUCGCUGGCACAUCAAGCCACCUCAUCUGUCUUGCGUCGCUUGCGAGAAAGACUUGACCGUCGAUCUUCAGGGCGCAUUAUGGAGCGCAAGUGAAGAGAAGGCCUAUUGCGACGAUUGUGCCCAUCAGCAGAAUCUUGGAUCAGCUGUUCAAAGCGGCUUCAUUCCAGUCUCUAAACUGCAGCAGUUCAUUUUCCUGCUAAAGGUAGCCCUCGCACGGCUCCUCGCCGUACUUCGGUCCGGUGGAACCUUGCCUCAGACGUCAGACGAUCCUUCCCUCAAUGAAUACGAAAAUAAGGAUGGUCAACGAGUUAGCCCCGAGGUUCGAAGAGCCAACACCCGCUCUCAAUCGUAUACGGGUGGCUCACGCGAGGGUAUGGAAGAAUCGUCCCUCGAGCAGACUGUCGGCGAAAUGCGCCGACUGCGCUCUAUUCGCAACGAGCGAACUUUGUCUACAACCUACAAGAGGGCCCGCGCUUCCAGAAUCAUUGAUGGACCUGAGGGCAGGAGCGCUCGACCAGGGUCUUCUGGCAAUGAUGGCAGCGAUCCGAGAGGUGCUGGCUUCCAAAUUGUUGAAGAAAGGGAUGCCAACGGCGAGACUGUCACUGAUUUGACAUUUGGCACCCAAGAUGCCUUAACACUGGACGACAUCCCGCGCAUUGUCGCGGCUGAACAAGCGAAAGAGCAACGGCCCAACGCCUUUAAGCAUGCUGGGCACAAGCUUGUCGGAGGAACGGAACCAACGCUCAGGUACAACCGUGGCCACCAGCGCGAAGUAUCGAGUGGAAACUUAGAGGCACUUAUGGAGCCAACUCGGACCAAGCGAUACUUCUCAGAAUUGACCGCAUUGGAAUACUUCAUCGUUCGGCACGUUGCUGUGCUACAGAUGGAACAAUUGGUUGAAGGUCAUUUCAACAUGGAGGAGCUGCUUUCUUUGAUUGAGUCCCGCAAACCCACCAUAUGGAAUAUCUUUGGACGAGCCUUCAAGGAUGGAAAGAAGGGCGCUAAGAAGAAGGGCGUCUUCGGCGUUGAUCUCAAUUUCCUGGUUGAGAAAGAGGGCACUGAGUCAAGUCACGGUGUUGGGCCAGGUGCUCUGCGCAUUCCGACGCUUGUCGACGACUCUGUUUCCGCCAUGCGGCAAAUGGACAUGUCUGUUGAAGGUGUUUUCCGAAAGAACGGAAACAUUCGGCGACUGAAGGAUACCUCAGAACUUAUCGACACCAAGUACGAACAGGUUGAUUUGACAAAAGAAACCCCUGUACAGAUCGCAGCUCUGUUGAAGAAGUUCCUCCGCGAGAUGCCCGACCCCCUUCUCACUUUCAAGCUACACAGACUGUUUGUCAUUUCUCAAAAACUCGAGGACCCCGAGAAGUCUAGACGAUUGUUGCAUUUGACAUGCUGCUUACUUCCUAAGGCACACCGAGACACAAUGGAGGUUUUGUUCGCUUUCUUGAACUGGACAUCGUCAUUCUCGCACGUUGAUGAGGAUUCUGGAAGCAAGAUGGAUAUUCACAAUCUUGCUACUGUCAUUACACCCAACAUUCUCUACCCGAACAUCAAGACCAGCACCGUGGAAGAGAGUUUCCUCUCUAUCGAGGCUGUCAAUGCCCUGAUCACGUAUAAUGACGCUUUAUGCGAGAUUCCGGAAGAUCUGCAGUCAAUCUUAAGUGAUCCUACCUUGUUCAAGGAAAAUGCCGAAGUCACAACCAAGGAAAUACUCAAACGUUAUGGUGACAUCGCGCGGGGUAGUUUCUCGCAGAGGCCAGAAAAUGGCGGCGAGACUUUCACAAUUACUACCCCUAACCGCAAUAACAGCACACCAGCUUCCGCGCGCAUCGAAACCGACCCUUCCCAGGACGCAGCCUGGCAAAUGCAGAGUUCUGUUCGCCAUGUACCAGGACCUAGUGGCCAUGCUCACUCGUCCAGCACCAAUGCUCAGCCUGGGCUUGAUAUUGUUCCCCCUCCCAAAUCCUACCACCGCAACCGCAGUGCCAGCAAUGGUAGUCAACCAAACGCUGGACCUUCGGAAGGCCAGACACAACAAAAUGUCGCAUACCGACCGCGCCCAAGUCCAGGUGCUAUGGGCGUAACCGGCUGA